Emiliania huxleyi CCMP1516 is the source of this 724-nucleotide messenger RNA. RefSeq lists its product as hypothetical. NCBI's taxonomy places the organism in Eukaryota, Haptophyta, Isochrysidales, Noelaerhabdaceae. The coding region runs from base 71 to 568 and encodes 165 amino acids. The transcript has a single exon. The record is from RefSeq and is a predicted model, not a curated record.
GGUGGGACUGGUCGCCGUGCAACUGGGCGACAACGCGCUGGAGUCGCUUCCGGAGUGGAGGUACGAGGAGAUGGAGCACCUCUCCACCCUCGCCGCGCCAGCCAACCGCAUCUCGCGCCUCCCGCCCGGCAUCGGCUCUCUCCCGAUGCUCGCCGCGCUCGACCUCUCCGGCAACCAGGUGCGCCAGGUGCCGAUCGAGCUCGGCUCGCUCUCGCCGAAGAAGCUGCAGACUGUCCGCCUCGCAGGCAACCCGCUCGCGGACCCGCGCAUACGCCGCUUCGUCGAGACCGACGCCCCCACCCUCGUCAAGGACCUCCUCAACCACGUGGCCAAGAACGGCCACAAGGAGGAGGCCGCCGCCGCCGGCGGCGGCAAAAAGGGCAAAAAGGGAAAGGGCAAGGCGGCGGCGCCGCCCCCCUCGGACGACGACGACGACGAGCCCGAGGGCUCAGUCGCCGACCUCCUCGCGGCGCUCAACGCGAGCUCGGGCUCUGAGAGCGAGGGCGAGGCGCCCGCGCCCGCGCCCGCACCGGCGCCGUCUGGCGGCAAGAAGAAGAAGAAGAAGUGAGCAGAUUUUGCUAGCAGGACCAAGGCCUUACCCCUCUCCGAUGGUGGCGUGUAUGGGGAAGGAGGGCGGAUUCAUCCUCGCUCGUCCUGUCUGUUCCGCUGCUCUAACUAAAGUAGCCCGGCUGUCCCGCAAUUCGCUCAAUCAUCAAUGGCUCAA